Molecule: messenger RNA, 1381 nt
Organism: Drosophila virilis
Lineage: Eukaryota; Metazoa; Arthropoda; Insecta; Diptera; Drosophilidae
Source: RefSeq, a predicted model, not a curated record
AACAUAUACAGGUAGCUAUAGAAAUGUAUAAUACAUACAAGUUCGCUGUGAAUUGCCUGCGAUUCAUGUGUGCUUAAUGUGUGCCGUGCAACAAAUGGAAGAACAAAACAGAGUUAACCUGCUGUGGAACUGCGCCAAGGAGUUAAGCACAGAUACACACGCCGAGCGCCUGCUCAAAUCAUACUACAUCAAUAUCAGCCGCAAGCUGGCCCGGCAUAAUGUCCAACUGCCCGAGGACAGCGUGGGCCCGGCUCGCAUGUGCGCCCGUUGCGGCAAUCAAUGGUGCGACGGCAACUAUGAACUGCACUUGCGGCCGCAGCGUUUGCUGGACAAUGCCAAACGGCGUAGGCAGAUCGCCCAGCUGGACGCGGUCAAGGCCAAACAGCAGCGGGGCAUGCUGAGCACCGGGGCCAGAAAGCGCGCCAAUUGGCUGAAGAAGCGCAUGGCCAGCCAUGUGGCUGUGCACUGCGGGUUUUGCGGGCACAAAACCAUGCUGCCGCUGGAAAAGCCCAAGAAACGAGCUAAAUCCGAACAAGUGGAAACAAUGGCAACAGCAGCAGCAACAACAACAAUAACAGCUGCAGCGCCCGCAACGGGCAAGCGAAAAAAGAAGCGCACAAAUAAAGACGUCAGUGCUGGGCUGAAGAUACCAAUGCUAACAGCCCAAGUCCAACAAAAACAAAAAGCGCCGAAAGCGCCCGAAACAACAACGGCAGCAAAAAAAGCCGCAGCAACAACAACAGCGACAACAACAACGACGAUGGGGCAAAGCAACAAACAGAAGAAGAAAUCGAAAGCAGCGCCAACGCCCGCCGCCAGCAAACCGCAAAAAAUGCAAUCGAAGACACAAAAGCAAAACGCGCUGCUGCAGCUGGCAGCGCAGUUAAAAACGCACGCGUCGCAAAACGCCAAUAAAACGCAACAGAAUCGCCUGCAAGCGCUGCUCAAGUAAAAGUUCGCACAAAACCAAAGCAAAUUGUUGUUCUGUUUGAAUGAAAAGACCUGUAUUAUGGCGCAUAAUUAAGCGUUAGCAAAAUACGUUUAAAUAAGAGCAGCCAUUGUGGCAUGAAUCAGCAGCAUUGAUUGUUGCAACCUGCUGCUGCUGCUGCUGUUGCCGGGAAAUCAGAGACUUGUCUGUUGGCCCGAUAAACGCAAGCUGGGAACCUGUUGUUGGCCCUGCUUUUUGAGCCCAGUGCACGCACAGACAUAGUCACGCACUGGCCGGCUCCCCACACGCCCAAGAUACCAAGGUUAUCCAGGUUCCGGCAGAAUUCUUAAUUUAUAUCAAGCAGAGUGCAAUAUUUAAUUAAAAUUGAGUUGUUGCCUCUGCAGCACGUCCUUCAGGCCAUUCCCUAAAAGGCAACAGACUGUCGCAACUUCA